Saprolegnia parasitica CBS 223.65 is the source of this 1257-nucleotide messenger RNA. RefSeq lists its product as hypothetical. The record is from RefSeq and is a predicted model, not a curated record. Lineage: Eukaryota; Oomycota; Saprolegniomycetes; Saprolegniales; Saprolegniaceae. The transcript has a single exon. The coding region runs from base 1 to 1257 and encodes 418 amino acids.
AUGGCCUUGAAGCGCCAUCGGAUGCUGCUCCGACAACGACUGCAGCGGGCGACCUUCGCCACGAAGCGCUUGCCGCUUGAGAAGCAGCGCGCGUUCGUCGACGUCGUCCGCGUCUUCCGCGACCUCCAGGCGCCGACCUCCGACUACACGCUGCUGCCAGCCGUCUUUCGCGUGCCGGACGCAGCGCCAUGGCCGCCGACAGCCCGGUCGACGACCGUCUCCGUCUACCACGUGCGCGCAGCGUAUGAGCAAGGCACGCUCGCGCCCGAGAUCGUCGACGAGCUCAAGCAGCUGCGGUUCGUGUGGCGCCAGCGCGACCACGUCUGGGAGCGCAACCUCGAAGCGCUCGAGGCGUACAAGGCCCGGUUCGGGUCGCUGCACAUCGUGCCGAGCUUCACCAUCGCUGUGGACGACACGUCGUGGCCAAAGGACUUGCGCGGCCUCCAACUCGGCGUGGUCGUGCACAGCUAUCGCCGGCUCGCGCAGCAAGGCGCCUUGCCAUUGGCGAAGCGGCACGUCCUCGACGAGCUUGGCUUUGUGUGGCACGUGCGUACGUGGCAGUGGGAGAAGAAGCUGCUCGCGCUGGCCACGUACCGCAAGAUCUACGGCAACCUCCACGUCCCCCGGGACUUUGUCGUGCCCGUUCACGACGGCUGGCCAUCCGAGAUUUGGCAGCUCCAGCUCGGCGACGCCGUCGCGACCUUCCGCCACCAUGUCGAUAGGCUGCUGCCCGAGCGCGUCGACGCCCUAAACGCGCUCGGCUUUGUCUGGGACAUGAACGAGGCCGAGUGGGACCGAAAGCUGCGCGCGCUCACGACCUACAAGGCGUUGUAUGGCCACGUCGACGUGCCUCGCGCGUUCAUUGUGCCCGAGGACGACCUCGAGUGGCCCCGCGACGUGUGGGAACUCGAGCUCGGCCACGUGGUCGCCAACCUCCGCGCCAGCGAAACGCUCUCGGCCGAGCGGCGGGCGGCGCUGGACGAUCUCGGCUUUGCGUGGCAGUACUUUGAGGCCGAGUGGGCGCGCAAGCUCCAAGCCCUCGCGCAUUACAAGGCGCUGUAUGGCGAUAUGAACGUCCCGAGUACGUUUACGGUCCCGCAGAACGACAAAAUGUGGCCAGAUCGGCUGUGGUGGAUGCCUCUGGGGCUCAUUGUCCAGCGGCUACGCGCGCAGCGUCACGACGGCCUCACCGACGAGCGUCGCGCCGACCUCGACCGCCUCGGGUUUGCGUGGACGCGACCGAAGAAGAAACUUUAA